Onychostruthus taczanowskii (white-rumped snowfinch) is the source of this 1008-nucleotide messenger RNA. RefSeq lists its product as uncharacterized. The coding region runs from base 1 to 777 and encodes 258 amino acids. The record is from RefSeq and is a predicted model, not a curated record. The transcript has 3 exons. NCBI's taxonomy places the organism in Eukaryota, Metazoa, Chordata, Aves, Passeriformes, Passeridae.
AUGGAUCCCCACCUGAACAACAUGAGAGAAGGAAGACUGGAGAAGUUGAUUUGUAAAAAGCAUGCACAAGGGACUGACUACAAGGAGAAGACAAAAUGCACUGUUGCUCUCGGGGCCCAAAGGGUCCUUCUGGUGGUGCUGAGGGAACCUGUGACAGCGUCCUCUUCUACCUUCCCCGAUUGCCCAACUUUAACCAAAAAACAAGGGCGAGGGGGAGUCGUGGGGCCGAGCCAUGCUGCUCCCUGGACACAGAACCACAGUUACACGGGAUGCACAGGAUUGCUUAUCCAAUUCAACUCCCUGCCCUGCACAGGACACCCCCAGGAGUCACACCGUGUGCCUGGGAGUGUUGUCCAAAGUCUUCUUGAGCUCUGCCAGGCUUCGUGGUGUGACCACUGCCCGGGGGAGCCACCUCCAGGGCCCAAACCACCAUGUCCUAACAUCCAUCUUAAACCUGCCCUGACACAACUUCAGGCCAUUCCCCGGCCCGUCCCGAUGUGGCCCCGCCCGGCUCCGGGACGGGCGCAGGAGCAGCCCCUGCCUGUGCCCCCUCCGCGGAGCGCGGCUGUCCGCGGGCGGGCCCGGGAUGCGCUGCGGCAUCCGUCCCAGUGUCUCUGCGUGUCUGCCUGUCUGUCUGUCUGUCCGCGAGAGCGGGAGGGCGCGGGGGGCUGCGCGCUGCCCGGCGGGGGCGGCGCUCGCUGCAGCGCCAGCCCCGCUCCCGGGCGGUCACGGCGGACGCGGCCGGGGCGGGGAGCGCGGCCCCAGCGCCCGGCAUGAACCCGCGUCGGGGGCUCGGAGGCGGCGGCGGUGCCGAGGUACGAGCCCCCGCCCCCGGCAGGUGCAGGGUCCUCCCCCCGCCCGCGGCACCGCCUGCCCUUGCGGGUCCGGGGCUCGGCGCGGUCCCGCCCGCGGAGCACCGAGCCGAGCCGGCAGGGAGGGGAAGGGGAGCCGCAGGGCGAGCAGCGCUGCCGCGGCCGGGCCAGCCACCUCCGGGUCCAUGAGCCGCCG